Molecule: messenger RNA, 3071 nt
Organism: Talaromyces proteolyticus
Lineage: Eukaryota; Fungi; Ascomycota; Eurotiomycetes; Eurotiales; Trichocomaceae
Exons: 3
Coding region: 364-2889 (841 amino acids)
Source: RefSeq, a predicted model, not a curated record
GCCAAUCCUCCACCCUGGCCCUUUUCCUUUCCUCCCCCCGGCCUGCCCUGCACGUUUCGUUUCGUCGCGAGCGUUUCCUUCUCGUGACUUCGUUCAAUUGCUUGCCUCGUUGUCCAGUAGGCCGGCCGAACCCAGCUUCAUUCCGACAGCAUUAAUAAAUCGCCUGGACUAUGUCGUUUGCGGGAGCAUAGCUGCAAGGGUGACGGACGGCCAUUGACCAGAUUUUCGCCCGCCAGCUUUUUAAUCACUUUUAUUUUUAUUUGAUUCUUUUUCGCAGGAACGACCUGCUGUAUCUAUUUUGCAUUGAUUCGUUCAAUUAUCGUUCCACAUAUCCAGCUCAUAGCAGCUAGACGUGCCUCCACCAUGGCCGCCAAUCAGUACGGCAGCCAGUCAAUCUUCAUCCCAAAUCGCUUCGAUGCGAAAGAACGAAACACUACAGAUGCCAAAAAUCUUGCACAUCGCAAUGACGCGCCUUUGGAAACGCCGCCGUCCCCGACGCUGACAAACCCGGACAUGAUCCUCCCUUUUGAGAACGAACGCGAGUCCUCAACACCAUCUCCCCCGUUUCGUUUCACUUCGUCGGAACAUGUAUCUCAGACCAACAACCAGUCUGCUGGCUAUCACGAACCUGAUUACAACAAUCGAGGCGACCCGAAUCUACAGCCGGGUGGGAUGGGUUCAAAUGGGAAUCGCCCUCCCCGUCUGAGAUGGACGUACGAAGGCCACGCUCCGAGUCGACCGCUGUCGGACAUUGGAGAGGAAGAUUUACAGGCGCUGUCUCCUGCUGUCGGAGGUACAUUUCCAAAAGAAGCGCGAGAUGUGCAUCACAAGGACGUGGACUCUUCUAGUGACGGCUCGGGUUCAACAAUUAGUGCAGGUGGCGGUCAAUUGGGAUGGAGCGCGCAAGACAAUCAGCAUCUUUCAGUCCAGCCAGAUUCUAAACGCAAUAGUUAUGCCAGUCAAAGCAGUAUAGAGGCUGCGCGGGCAAAAGCAAGCGACGCAUUAGUUUCAGGGGUUUCCCAACCCGAAGAGGACUCAUCUGCUAUCCUGAGCAGUGAGGCCGAGCGUAUAUUGGAGAAUGCAAAGAAAAGAUUAACUCUUAUGGAGGGAAAUCUCACCCGGGCACGCUCAUCGAUGCGCCUAACACCUUCCCCAUCUUCACUCCAGUUAUCACCUAGCCCCUCGGGAUCUUUACUGCCGACACGAGGCCUGCAACCAGCUGGAGAGCUGUAUCGAUCAAUAUCGCAAACUGAUCGUCGGAGCUCAAUGUAUCGAGCUCGCCCUGUCUACGCCACAGCACAAGAAUCAGGUCAUUCUAGGGGGCAUAGCGAAACAAACUUAUCAACAGCUCUUGAUCCCAGUGCCUCCUCAUUGCAACCUUCACGGUCACUAAGCGCGUUAGCUUCUUUUAGUGCAUCACAGUACGACAUCAAUGACAACUCACCUACUUCUGCAGGCGCGAACGGUAGUAGUCGACCAACAUCAGCGUAUUAUCAACCAAAAUUGGAUGCGCUCAGGGAAGAUGAUUCUCACAGAACAAGCCAUCAUGAAUCUGGAAGCGACUAUGAUAGCACCGCAGGGUUGGGGAUCUCAACGCGAAUGCCAAAAAUAUCCUCCAUUGAGGAUUUCAAUUCUGCUUAUCCAUCUGAAGAUCCCCCAUCUCGUGCGCAAUCACAGUUGCAAGUUCGCGAUCUUAAAGACCAGGCUGCAGGGCUCAGGACUAAGGUUGCAUUGCUGAAGGUCAAGACGCAAGAAGACAAUCUUCGACGUCGAAGUCUGCAGAGUCUACGCACUCCCAGUCCAUUUACAGCAGCCGAACAGUGGUAUAUCAGUGCGAUGGAACAUGAAGAUGCGAGCCCUAGUCUGAGUAACAAUGCAGGAUAUGGGUGGAUUUCGCACUCGGCAGCCGAUCAAGCGAAAGAUCGAAGUUCGAGCAACGAAAACGGCUACUCGUCAGGUGAUACAACAAAAGAGCCAUCAGAGGAAAUCUCUGAGAGACACCAAGAAAUGGAAGACGAUUUUGGAAUUGAAGACGACGCCCUGUCCAUUCUGGAGAGCACCUAUGAAGAUGCCGAAGAAGGUGAUUUUUAUGACGAGGAAAUAGACCGUGAUGCAUUGGAUAGGAUCUUGAAAGAGCCAUUUGAUGAAGACGGAGAAAAUGACGUCUUCCAAGAUUUCCCCUCUGGACCGGCACCCGAAGCAACGCCUCAUGAAGACCGUGAAGACGCGUUUGAUUACGAGAACUUUUACCUCCACAGUGCACUUGGAACCUACACGCGAUCAAGAAUGAAACGACGCAGCCACGAAUCUACAGGCUCAACCGAAACGACGAGACCUUCCAAAGAUCAAGGCUUUAAUAAACAUGGACGUAGUGGCAGCGGUGACUCAGUGUCUACUCUAGCGACUUUUGCAACAGCUACCGAAAAUGCAUACUCUGACUACGAAGACGAUGAGGAUAAUGAUGCUCAACAUGAAAUAGACCGAGCGCUUGCCUGGGACCGGGAAAAUGAAGAUGAUAUAGCCACUCCUGUCCAAAGCCGUAGAGCAACGGUAGUGAGCAGAUCCGACGACUCACGUAACCAGGCAGUCCACGGCAAUGGCAUGCUGACGCCCCCUGGAUCUGCGGCUCGCGACGUGCCUAGCCCUGCGACACCUGUCGAUGCCUUCAUGUCGUCGCUCUCAAGUUCAUCCUCUCGACCUCCCUCAAGCUUGAACUCCGAUGACACGCGUAUCCUUGAACAGAUAUUUGACAGCCUCGGCAGGGUCUGUACAGAACUGCAGGAACUCACCUUGCCCGACUCGGAUUCCAAGAGCGAUCCGAAGCACAUCCGCACGUUAAGGAGGAGACUCGACGCAGCUCGGCGUGUCCUCGAUGGCCAACUAGAUUGAAUGAAAGACAUCUUACGUUUUGUGGAUUUUGUUGACUUAGACACAAUUUUUACACUUUCUAUUCUGUCUCCAUUCUUUUGAUACCCAUUUCCCAUGAUUUUCUCUGUUUAACUGUGAAAUAUGCCGCACUACUUUAUAUACCCCCUUGCUAUAUAAGUCAUGAUGUUUCAAUUCAAUUCAGC